Messenger RNA from Carica papaya (papaya), 1029 nucleotides. The record is from RefSeq and is a predicted model, not a curated record. NCBI's taxonomy places the organism in Eukaryota, Viridiplantae, Streptophyta, Magnoliopsida, Brassicales, Caricaceae.
AUGUCUUCCCAUAAUCUAUCUGCACUUUGUGUUCGCACUCUAAAAUGUCGUUACAGUAUCAGCUGCCUGGCAGUCCACAAUAACUUACUAUACGCUGCAUCCAUCAAUGAAAUCAACGUCUACGAUUUAUCCAAUUACACCCAGGUAGAUGUCUUCAACGGUGACUAUUCCACUUCUGGGUUUGUCAAGUCAAUAGUCUUCAAAGGUAUAAACAUCUUUACCGCUCAUCAAGACUGCAAGAUUAGGAUCUGGAAAAUAACACCCAACAAGCAACACAAGCUCGUCUCCACAUUACCCACCGUUAAAGACCGUUUUCUCCGUUUCAUGUUGCCAAACAACUAUAUUACCAUUAGGCGUCACAAGAAGCGGCUUUGGAUCGAGCACUGCGACACCGUUUCGAGUUUAGUGGUUAACGGUGGGUUAGUGUAUUCAGUUUCAUGGGACAAGAGCUUGAAGAUAUGGAACCGCAAGAAUCAUCGGUGUUUACAGUCUGUGAAAGCACAUGAAGAUGCUAUAAACACGAUGGUGGUGUCGGAGAAAGGAACAGUUUAUACAGGUUCUGCUGAUGGGCGUAUCAGGAUUUGGGAGAGAGAUGAUAAGGAGAAGCGUCACAGCUUGGUGGCCACCCUGGAGAUGCACAAAUCCACCGUUAAUGCACUUGCAAUCAAUGGUUACGGAUCUGUGUUGUUUUCCGGUGGUUGUGAGGGUUCGAUCUUGGUUUGGGAGAAGGAAGAUAGUGAGCGUCGCAUGGGAUUGGUGGAGGCGUUGUGGGGUCAUACUGGGGCCAUAUUGUGUAUGAUCAACGUACGGGAAUUGUUGGUGAGUGGAUCAUCGGAUCAGACGGUGAGGGUGUGGCGACGUGGGAAGGAGGGUGGGUACAGCUGUCGGGUAGUAUUACCGGGGCAUGCAACUGCAGUGAAGUCGGUGGUUGCCGUGUCAAGAAACGGUGUCGCUUCAGUUUGUAGUGGAAGCGUUGACGGAGUUGUUAAAGUGUGGGAGAUCUCUACUCCAAAUACUAGCUCUUUUUAA